Theobroma cacao (cacao) is the source of this 1866-nucleotide messenger RNA. It is a transcript of the gene TPR5, whose product is annotated as Tetratricopeptide repeat (TPR)-like superfamily protein. The record is from RefSeq and is a predicted model, not a curated record. NCBI's taxonomy places the organism in Eukaryota, Viridiplantae, Streptophyta, Magnoliopsida, Malvales, Malvaceae. Gene Ontology annotation, molecular function: protein binding.
AGAAUGAAGUUCUUCUGACAGUCUUGAGUCGAUUCUUUGUGCAGAGAAACCUUAAUAAAGCAACUCCUCUCUCUUCCAGAAUCAUCCAAAACCAACUCCUCCUCCAUUCUCUUUAUGGCAAGCAAGCACAGCCGUGAUCAAGCUCUGGAUUUCCAGGGCUUUUUAAAUAACUUGCAGGACUGGGAACUUUCACUUAAGGAGAAAGACAAGAAAAUGAAAUCACAGGCUUCUGAUAAAGAACAAUUGACCAAUGAGAAAGGAAGGCCAACAGGGAAAAGCUCCCUGAUUGAUUCUUCGACUACCAGCUCUAGACAAUAUGAUUAUUUGCAGAAUUAUGAUAAAUUCAACAGUUUAUCAAGUAGUUUUGUGACUGAAGAGAAUAUGCCUGAUGCUGCAUCUGAGAAAGAACUGGGAAAUGAGUAUUUUAAGCAAAAAAAGUUUAAAGAAGCUAUUGACUGCUACUCGAGAAGCAUAGGCCUGUCGCCAACAGCUGUAGCUCAUGCCAAUAGGGCUAUGGCCUAUCUUAAGAUCAAAAAAUUUCAAGAAGCUGAGGAUGACUGUACAGAGGCCUUAAAUCUUGAUGAUCGGUACAUAAAAGCAUACUCACGCCGAGCAACAGCAAGAAAAGAACUUGGGAAACUUAAAGAAUCGAUUGAAGAUACUGAGUUUGCCUUGAGGUUAGAGCCUAACAAUCAAGAAAUCAAGAAACAGCAUGCAGAGUUUAAAUCCUUGUACGAGAAAGAGAUUCUUCAGAAGGCAUCUGGAGUUUUAAGAAAGUCUAUGCAAGGAGCUCAAGAAGUAGGGAAGUCAGAGACAAAAGAAAAUGGACUUGGGAUGCAUUCUGCCUCAAAUAGUACUCAACGGACAGGAGUGGCUACUGUUCAAGGGUAUCAAACUAAGGUUUCUGAAUAUGACAAGCAGAAGAAACCUGAGAAGGGAUCUGUAACUUCAGAGGGAAUAGGAGAUAGAAAUACCCUAGCUGGAAGCAGGAAAGAUGGUACUCAACUAGAUUCUGGUAUUGUUGGUUCAGAGAGCAUUAAGAAAAAUAACAGAACUAGAAAGCCUGAGCUGAAAGCUUCAGUGCAAGAGCUUGCUUCUCUAGCAGCCACUCGAGCCAUGGCCGAAGCUGCAAAAAACAUCAGUCCCCCAAAUACAGCAUAUCAGUUUGAGGUUUCCUGGAGAGCCCUAUCUGGUGACCGUGCACUACAGGCUCAUCUUCUGAAGGUCACAUCUCCUAGUGCAUUACCGCAGAUCUUUAAAAAUGCCUUGUCUGCUUCCAUGUUAGUUGACAUCAUUAAAUGUGUUGCCACCUUUUUCAGGGAAGAAGUGGAUCUGGCUAUUAAGUAUCUAGAAAACUUAACCAAGGUUCCAAGAUUUGACAUGCUUAUCAUGUGUCUUUCAUCUACGGAAAAGGCCGAUCUUCUCAAGGUAUGGGAUGAUGUAUUCUGUAAUGAGGCAACUCCAAUAGAGUGGGCAGAGAUUCUUGAUAAUUUGCGUUCUGUGUACUGCCUUAAAAGAUGAAUGGUGCAUUUGAAGAAAUGUUUUCGAGUUAUCAAGUUUGUCCCUCCGAAGCUGUGUUCUGUAAAUGAUUCAUCUGAACUGCUGCAAUGCUCACUACAUUUUCUUUGUAACUUUCAUGGACGACUUCUGUUAAAGCAGUUAAUUAGGAGGCACGAGAUGUUGCUUUGGUCAUGUCAUACUUCUCCCCCAUCUCCCAAGAUUUUCAUGUAUUGUCCAUCGAGUAUGAACCAGCGAAAAAUCAAAUUCUUGUAAUUGAUGGUACAGUUGAAUGUAAACCCCAAGGAAUGGACUGAUGUUUCUUGAUGUCAAAUUGUUGGGUUUCAAUUGAAGUUUUCAAUUUUAACA